AUGGGGUGCAUAUGCUCAAAAUCAUCCUCGAGAAAAGACAAAGUUGAUGAAUAUGAGAAAGAAAAAGAGUUGAACAAGUCUUCAGCACAAUUGGUUGCUCCUAUUGUGUCAACUGCUGAGUUCGAUGGUGGUAGCAUUAAGGGUUCAGUGCCCCGUUUGACUAAGGCAUGCUCACAAGUAAUUAGGGCGUCUAACCAAGUGCCAUCAGAGGACAAAAGCAACCAUUUAGAUGCCACCACAAAAAGCCAGCACAAGAAAUGCAUGACAAUGAGAUCUUGUGUAGGUGAAAGAAAGCCACUAAUGAGUAGAAUACUUAGCGUGCCACAUUUUGGAGGAGAACAUGUUGAUGCUGCAUGGCCAUCAUGGUUAUCUUCAGUGGCAGCAGAAGCCAUCAAAGGGUGGGUGCCUCGACGUGCAGACUCUUUUGAAAAAUUAGACCAAAUUGGACAAGGGGCUUAUAGCAGUGUGCAUAAGGCCCGCGACCUUGAGACUGGUAAAAUUGUGGCUUUGAAAAAGGUUCGCUUUUCGAGCACAGAAGCUGAAAGUGUCCGUUUCAUGGCAAGGGAAAUCUAUAUUUUGCGUCAACUUGACCAUCCUAAUGUCAUGAAGCUUGAGGGUAUUGUCACUUCAAGAACAUCCACCAGUUUGUACCUUGUUUUUGAAUACAUGGAGCAUGAUCUUGCUGGGUUAGCAGCAAUACAUGGUGUGAAGUUCACUGAACCACAGAUCAAAUGUUACAUGCAGCAAUUGCUUCGUGGGCUUGAACACUGUCAUAGUAGGGGUGUGUUGCACCGUGACAUCAAGGGUUCAAAUCUUCUGAUUGACCAAGAUGGAAAUCUUAAGAUUGGAGAUUUUGGUCUUGCAACAGUUUAUGAUCCUUCUAAAAAGCAGCCAUUAACUAGCCGUGUGGUGACUCUGUGGUAUAGGGCACCUGAGCUUUUGCUAGGUGCUACUGAGUAUGGAGCUGCAAUUGACUUGUGGAGUGCUGGUUGCAUUCUAGCAGAAUUGCAAGUGGGCAAGCCUAUCAUGCCAGGAAGAACAGAGGUGGAACAAGUGCACAAGAUUUUUAAACUUUGUGGUUCUCCAUCUGAAGAUUAUUGGCAGAGAACAAAAUUUCCUCAUGCAACAAGUUUUAAGCCACAACAACCUUAUAACCGCAAAGUUGCUGAUACAUUUAAAAAAAUUUCUCCUGCGGCAUUAGCUCUUGUUGAUAAGCUUCUUGCAAUACAACCAGAAGAUCGAGGAUCCGCAACUUCCGCACUUAACAGUGAGUUCUUCACUACAAACCCCUUACCUUGUGAUCCAUCGAGUUUACCGAAAUUUCCACCAAGCAAGGAGUUUGAUGCCAGGCGUCGAGAAAAGGAAUCUGUGAGGAAAAAUACUGAAGCUAUUAAAGGACGUGGACCAGUAUCUGUUUUAAGAGGAACAGGAGAUACCAAAGUACUAGAAACACCAGAAUAUAAUGCUAAGGGAGAUAUAUUCGUGCAGGCCAAGUCAAAUACAAAAGGGUCUCGUCUUAAAUAUCAAUCCGAAGAGGAUGGUGGAUCUCAUGGCAAGGGUGAGCCAAGCAGGAUUAGUCUACAAAAUGACUAUGAACAUUCUACUUCAUUGAUGUUCAAUAGUACCACAGGACCAUCCUCAUUGAGUAAGAAACCAGAAUCAACAAUAAUGAAUUCACAGUUGCGGACACAGAGGUCUCAUCUAAAUCAUGCAGCAGCAGAUUUAUCUAUAUCUUCAGUUAAAAAGGAACCAGGAAUGUCUGCUAUAGAACCCGUGAUGGGUUUUGUGCCAAAGAGAAAUAGGAUCCACUGCUCUGGACCAUUGGUGCCUCCAGGUGGGAACAUUGAUGACAUGUUGAAGGAGCAUGAACGAUUAAUGCAAGAUGUUUUCCGUAGUGUAAAGAAGGCCAAUCCGGAAAGCCAAAGUAAACGCCAUUAA
Abrus precatorius (Indian licorice) is the source of this 1938-nucleotide messenger RNA. RefSeq names its product probable serine/threonine-protein kinase At1g54610. Gene Ontology annotation, molecular function: cyclin-dependent protein serine/threonine kinase activity; RNA polymerase II CTD heptapeptide repeat kinase activity; ATP binding. Gene Ontology annotation, biological process: protein phosphorylation; positive regulation of transcription elongation by RNA polymerase II. The coding region runs from base 1 to 1938 and encodes 645 amino acids. The record is from RefSeq and is a predicted model, not a curated record. Gene Ontology annotation, cellular component: cyclin-dependent protein kinase holoenzyme complex; nucleus. Lineage: Eukaryota; Viridiplantae; Streptophyta; Magnoliopsida; Fabales; Fabaceae. The transcript is spliced from 8 exons.